Molecule: messenger RNA, 1419 nt
Organism: Neofelis nebulosa (Clouded leopard)
Lineage: Eukaryota; Metazoa; Chordata; Mammalia; Carnivora; Felidae
Gene: EDA2R
Product: ectodysplasin A2 receptor
Biological process (GO): tumor necrosis factor-mediated signaling pathway; positive regulation of canonical NF-kappaB signal transduction; positive regulation of JNK cascade
Cellular component (GO): plasma membrane
Molecular function (GO): tumor necrosis factor receptor activity; protein binding
Source: RefSeq, a predicted model, not a curated record
CUGGUUGCAGCUUUGGGAGCUUCUGGGGGACUGCGAAGUAGGCAUAACCUAAAAGAAAAGGAGAAUAGAUUUAGGCUGUUCUUGCUACACGUGGAUGUGAAAUUAGCCUGAGUGCUUGCAACGGAUUUCAUCUACUGUGAACGUGCCUUCCCACAAUGGAUUGCCAAGAAAAUGAGUACUGGGACCAAUGGGGACAGUGUGUCACCUGCCAACUGUGUGGACCUGGACAAGAACUCUCCAAGGAUUGUGGUUAUGGAGAAGGUGGAGAUGCAUACUGCACAGCCUGCCUUCCCCGCAGAUACAAAAGCACCUAGGGCCACCGUAGAUGUCAGACUUGCAUCACCUGUGCUGUCAUCAAUCAUAUCCAAAAAGCCAACUGCACAGCUAUCUCCAAUGCCGUCUGUGGGGACUGUCUGCCUAGGUUUUCUACCAAAAGAUGCAUUGGAGGACUGCAAGACCAAGAGUGUAUCCCAUGCACAAAACAGACACCCACCUAUGAGUUUCAGUGUGCCUUCCAGUUGAGCUUAAUAAAGGCAGAUGUACACACAGCCCCUCAGGAGGCCACACCUGUUGCAAUGAUGAGCAGUCUUCUCCUGGUGUUUACCCUGGUCUUCCUGGGGCUCUUCUUCCUCUACUGCAAGCAAUUCUUCAACAGACAUUGCCAGCGUGAGAAAUUGACUCUUUUCCCUGAUCCACCACUAGAUAGCCUCAAUUUGACACCUCAGUUUGCUGGAUGUUCGCUGCAGUUUGAGGCUGACAAGGCAUCAGAGGAAGAAUCUCUCUUCACCAUGCCACCUGGCCAGGAGACUAGUCCUAAGUCCCCACUAGGUGAAAGCAUCUUUGAGAGCCAGCCACUUAACGCCAUCCUGGAUGACGACUGCAGUUCAACUUGUGGCUUCCUCACACAGGAGUCUUUUACCAUGGCCUCCUGUGCCUCAGAAAGCCACUCCCGUUGGCUCCACAUCCCCAUCGAAUGCACAGAACUAGACCUGCAAAUGUUUUCCAGCUCACCCUCCUGCACUGGAUCUGAGACAUUGGGGGGGAGCACAGCUGAAAACUCUGAAGAUAGGCUAGAGUUCAAUAUGCCCUUUGAAGUCCCCAGUGAUUAACUCUACAGAGGUGAGUUCGAAAGGUGAGACAGAAAGACCAGAAAUUGGGUACCACCCUCAAGGAAUUUUCUUUACAGUACUGUUGUUCAGUAGGGCUAGGGGUAGAGGAACAGCAAGCUGGAAACACUAAAGGGGGCAACAGUGAUUAUGCUAAUCUUUGGAGUCUGUCAGCCAAACAUCACAUUUCUUGGCCUACAGCUGUCAAGGUAGUAGCUUGGUUGAUAUGAUUGCCAGUCUUUCCAUCCUGGCCUUUUACAAGCUUUCUCAGGAAUGCAAUAUCUAAUAGUAAUAUUCAAUUAUCUCUGCUCAU